Messenger RNA from Suillus plorans, 366 nucleotides. RefSeq lists its product as uncharacterized. The annotation marks the transcript as partial. The record is from RefSeq and is a predicted model, not a curated record. Lineage: Eukaryota; Fungi; Basidiomycota; Agaricomycetes; Boletales; Suillaceae. The transcript is spliced from 2 exons.
CUCUUGGCCUACCUCGUGUCUACAGCUAGAAAUAGCACUUACACCGAUGCUUCAAUUCUCUCUGCUGACUUCAUCAAGGCCACCAACGUGAUUAAUUCUGGGGAUCUCGUCCUUGACACGAUCAAUACUCAGGAUUGCACGCGUUUCCCAUCUAGCUGGCUGUUUACUUACAGCACCGGCAAGUAUAUCGAAGGUUUGAGCGUCCUUGGGUUCGUCACUGGUGAUACUAGUUGGACUUCAUUCAUGCUGGACAAUGUUGCCACAUCGACAAAAGUACCUGCAUGGGAAGGCAGUGAUGGUAUCAUCCAUCGAUGUGCCUACGUCACAGACGAUAACGACGGCGUUGGACUCAAGGGCGUGUUUCUC